Molecule: messenger RNA, 816 nt
Organism: Trametes versicolor FP-101664 SS1
Lineage: Eukaryota; Fungi; Basidiomycota; Agaricomycetes; Polyporales; Polyporaceae
Exons: 1
Coding region: 1-816 (271 amino acids)
Source: RefSeq, a predicted model, not a curated record
AUGGCUGCCUACAACGCUGAAGACCGUGUCCGCUGGGAGCAGUACGCCGACGCAUUUCGCACCUGGCUCGCGAAGAGGGGACCGUACCCGGGCAACCCGCCCGAGGGGUACGUCGACGUCUACAAAGUCUCGCAGCGCUAUGCACCGUGCCCGCAUGAGUAUGCUGAGCUCGUUGCCGCUGAGCACCAGCCCGCGCCGAGUAUCCCGGGUGUCACAAUGACCGCGGACGCGUUCAACGCGUUCCUGUGCCAUGCGUCGACCGUCAACUCCCAGAUCGCCGGCCUUGUGCAGCAGGCAAGCACGUCGACAUCUCAAUGGGACCGUCGUCCAACCGGAGGUGCCCCGCGCUACGAGCGCGCGAACCAAGGCGGUUUUCGACGCGGCCGUGGCAGGGGUCGGGCGCGUGCGCACGCCUACAACGGGCCACUCACCGAUCGUAUUGGUGAGCCGUGUCCUGCACGUCACGGCCAUCCCACUCGUCGUGGCCGGCGCGGGCGCCGUGAAUACACCGAGGAGCUUGAGGACCGCGAGCCUGAGGACCGCGAGGACCGCGGAGAGCGUGAGGAAGACGCCACACCCGAACCCCAGAGUGAGUCAAUGAUCGACCGCCUUUUGAGUGCGAUUGUUGACGCAUUGGGGGAUGUUUGCCUGGCAGAUGGGCAGUACGACGACGACGCUGUCCAGCAGCAGCAGGGCGGUGGCGGAGGGCAGGUGUACCUCUCUGAUGUUGAUGCAGAGGGGGAGGACGAUGAUGAGCAGGCAGCUCCUAUGGCGGUGGACCACAAGGACGAUAGCGGCUUCGUGAACCUAAGCUGA